AUGUGGUCUAGAUCCCAAGCGUUUACAGCUAUGGCGGACACCACUGUAGAGAAAGUCCCCACCGCUGAGUCAUCCGCUUCAUCCUCCGCAGAAGCUUCAAUCGCUGCCGAAAAGACAGAGCCCACGACAUCAAUCACUGCCGAGAAGACAGAGCCGACGACGACUGAGAAGAAAAAGUGGGGCGAUGUUGAGGAUGACGAAGAAGAAGAAGCAACCACAGUAACGGAGCUCAAUUCAUUGAGUAUUAAAGAGGAAGAGAAACAUGAAUCUAUCCUCGAAGAGCCCGAAGAUUCAAACAUCAAAGCGGUUACUUCCGGUGACACACCAUAUACAUCGGCGAGUAGGUUUGAAGAUUUGAACUUGUCACCUGAGCUGAUGAAAGGAUUGUAUGUAGAGAUGAAGUUCGAAAAGCCGAGCAAGAUCCAAGCAAUCAGCUUGCCAAUGAUAAUGACUCCUCCUCACAAGAAUCUGAUUGCUCAGGCGCAUAACGGAUCUGGGAAGACGACAUGUUUCGUCCUUGGAAUGCUCAGUCGUGUUGACGUGAAUAUUAAACAGCCUCAAGCCCUUUGCAUUUGCCCCACUAGAGAAUUAGCAAACCAGAAUGUGGAGGUACUUCAGAAGAUGGGGAAGUUUAGUGGGAUCACAGCUGAAGUGGGAGUCCCAGGGACGUCGAGAGAUGUGAGGAAAGAGCCUGUUACCGCACAAGUGGUCAUUGGCACCCCGGGAACACUUAAGAAGUGGAUCUCAUUCAAGAGGCUAUCUCUAGCCCAUUUGAAGAUUCUGGUUUUUGAUGAGGCUGACCAUAUGCUUGCUACGGAUGGUUUUAGAGAUGAUUCAUUGAAGAUAAUGAAAGACAUUAAAAGCGUUAAUCAGAAUUUCCAGGUUCUUCUGUUCUCGGCAACUUUUAACGACGUUGUCAAAGAUUUCGUUACGAGGACAGUGAAGGACCCAAACCAGCUGUUUGUCAAGAGAGAGGAGCUGGCGUUGGACUCAGUCAAGCAGUACAAAGUGGUUUGCCCAAGGGAGGAAAACAAGAUUGAAGUGAUCAAGGAUCAGAUUAUGGAGCUUGGGGAUAUCGGUCAGACCAUAAUAUUUGUGAGAACGAAGGUGUCAGCUGGUAAACUGCACAAAGCUCUUACGGAAAUGGGGUACGAUGUCACCAGUGUCCAUGGUAGUAUGACAGAAGCCGACAGAGAUAAGAUAGUGGGCGAGUUCAAAGCCUGCUUAACUCAAGUUCUAAUCGCAACCGAUGUGAUUGCAAGAGGUUUCGACCAACAACGGGUGAAUCUGGUUGUAAAUUAUAAUCUGCCUACUAAAUAUGAAACCGGAGAGCCGGAUUAUGAGGUGUAUCUUCACAGAGUUGGAAGAGCUGGCCGGUUUGGUCGUAAAGGAGCUGUGUUCAACCUUCUACUGGAUGACCGGAGGGAGAAAGAGGUGAUGGAGAAAAUUGAGAGAUAUUUUGAGGCACACGUUAAGGAGAUAAAGUGUUGGAACGCAGAGGAAGAGUAUAAGAGCGCACUCAAGGAAGCUGGCCUGCUCGAUAAAGAAGUUGUUUAA
This is a messenger RNA of Microthlaspi erraticum, 1557 nucleotides long. The record is from the annotation of a GenBank genome assembly. NCBI's taxonomy places the organism in Eukaryota, Viridiplantae, Streptophyta, Magnoliopsida, Brassicales, Brassicaceae.